UCAGAAAUUCACAGAAACACAACCCUAAAUAAAUCCUCGAAUUUUUGAAACCUUUAGCUUUACGAUUCUUCCAUCGAAGAUCAGAUUUCAUCCUAAGCGAAUCGUUGAAUUACGAAGAUCGAAACCUCUUCACGGCCAUUAAGGAUGGUCGGAGGCAACAACGCCAAGUCGUCGACGAACAAGCCUCCGGCAUCCUCCACUCCCACCGCUGCUGCUGCGUCUUCUUCGCAUGACCGUAAAUCUCGUUGGGCAUCGAGCAACAACGAUGGCGGAAGCAGCAAAAAUAACAUCAACAACAACAAUAACAGUAACAAGCCGAUGACUGGUGGCCAGAAAGUCGCCGAUAAUAAACUUCCGAAGCCGAAUCCUUCUCCUAAGCUAGCUCCGACGCCGAGCCAAUCCUAUCCGAAUCACCCAAAUCCAGCAGGACCAUCUUCACGUCCCGCUCCUGGCUCCGCUUUCCCCGCGUCGCAAUUUGCUUUCCCAGAUUCGUCGGCGGCGCUCGGUGCUCCUCCUGCGCCGACUUAUGGGUUCCACAUGCUGGAGCGGCGUACCAUCGUUCUCGUUGACGGCAGUGUCCGAUCCUACUUCGCGCUUCCGCCUAAUUACCGUGAUUUUCCUCCUUCCCAAAGCCGACUUGCUGAUCCGGCUGCUAAUAGAUUUAUGGGACCGGAAUUUAGCCGAUUCCCUCCUUUUCAUCCGGAAGAGUUCAGAGAUCAGCGGCAGCUAUGGGAUCGGCCGGAGGGGUCGAUGAAACGGAAAUUUCCAGGUGAAGAAGAAAUUGACAGGAGGGAGAGGGACGAAAGAGGUGAAAUGCUGAGACAAAGACAUCAGUUUAUGCAUUAUGGGAAUCCUAAUGAUCAAUCACUAAUGGCGAGGACGAGUAGUCCGUUCACGAGGGAUGUUGGAGAAGAUGCCAGAGCAGCUAAGCAUAUGCGGAUAGGGUCAAGUAGACAUGAGAAUGGAGGUCAGGCGCUUAACUAUCUCCAGGUUGAUCAGGUUGCGCUAAAGAAAUCUUUUUUGGGUUAUGUUAAGCGGAUUUAUGAGGACCCUUCAGAGAAGAAGAACUACUUGGAGAACGGGAGUACAGGGCCGCUUCAGUGUCUCGUCUGCGGCAGGUUUGAUAGGUCUCCUAAAGACGUCCAGGAUACACAUGGUUUGGUUAUGCAUACAUACUAUUAUGAUGAUGCCAGCUCACGCGUGCAUCACUUAGGCCUUCACAAAGCUCUCUGUGUUUUAAUGGGAUGGAAUUUCUCAAAGGCUCCUGAUAAUUCAAAGGCAUACCAGAAUCUACCAGCCGAAGUGGCAGCAAUCAAUCAAGACCAGUUGAUUAUUUGGCCACCUCAUAUAAUUGUUCACAAUACCAGUACAGGGAAGGGUAAAGAUGGGCGCAUGGAAGGUCUUGGAAGCAAAAGAAUGGAUAACAGAAUCAGAGAACUAAAACUCACCGGUGGGAAAUCAAAGUCACUGUAUGGAAGAGACGGUCAUUUGGGAAUUACCCUCUUCAGAUUUGCAGGAGACGAUUCAGGGCUCAGGCAAGCUAUGAGAAUGGCCGAAUACUUUGAGAAGAUGAACCGUGGACGUAAGAGUUGGUUCGGAUUACCACCAUUCACUCCAGGCAAAGAUGAUGAGAAAAACCAUAGUCUUGUCGAGGUUGAUGCUAGGACGGGUGAGAAAAAGAGAGUCCUUUAUGGUUAUCUUGCGACCAUAGCAGACUUGGAUAAAGUCGAUAUGGAAACAAAGAAGAAAACCACAAUCGAGAGCCUUAGAGAACUCCCAGGAUCAAAGUAAAUUAUAGUUCUCCCACAAAAGGUACACUUUACUUUAAAGGUAUUUAUUACCUAUUGAAUCUGGAUUCUUAGUUAUAAGCCCAAAAACUCGAAAGGAGAAAGCAAAGUUUGUUGUUUUUUUAGAUGGAUGAAUUUCUUGGUUU
This is a messenger RNA of Eutrema salsugineum, 1933 nucleotides long. RefSeq lists its product as uncharacterized. Gene Ontology annotation, biological process: regulatory ncRNA-mediated gene silencing. The coding region runs from base 145 to 1791 and encodes 548 amino acids. The transcript is spliced from 3 exons. The record is from RefSeq and is a predicted model, not a curated record. NCBI's taxonomy places the organism in Eukaryota, Viridiplantae, Streptophyta, Magnoliopsida, Brassicales, Brassicaceae.